This is a messenger RNA of Hibiscus syriacus, 462 nucleotides long. RefSeq names its product auxin-responsive protein IAA33-like. Gene Ontology annotation, molecular function: protein binding. Bases 1 to 462 code for a protein of 153 amino acids. The record is from RefSeq and is a predicted model, not a curated record. The transcript is spliced from 2 exons. Lineage: Eukaryota; Viridiplantae; Streptophyta; Magnoliopsida; Malvales; Malvaceae. Gene Ontology annotation, cellular component: nucleus. Gene Ontology annotation, biological process: regulation of DNA-templated transcription.
AUGAACAGCUUUGAGUCCAAAAGAUCACAAGACAACUUGAAAAGAAUAUGGCAAAACACCAGAUUCGUCUCUUCUUCUUCACACUUAAGCUUGUCGUCUAAUCCUAGGCGUUGUUUCCCUUGUCUCGAUGACGAUGAUCUUGUUUCAACGGUCGUCCCCCUCGUGACCGUGGUGCUCGAAGGACGCUCUAUCUGUCAGCGCAUCAGCCUCCACAAGCAUGGAAGCUACCAAAGCCUCGCCAAGGCUCUCAGGCAGAUGUUUGUGGACGAUGAUGGAGUCACCUCGGACAAUGAUCUUGAUCUUUCCAAUGCUGUUCCCGGUCACCUCGUUGCAUAUGAAGACAUGGAAAACGAUCUUCUUCUUGCAGGAGACCUUGAUUGGCAGAAUUUUGUACGCGUGGCUAAGAGAAUCCGGAUACUGCCGGCCAAGGGGAGCUCAAGGAAAGGAAGAGGAGGGGCAUAG